AUGAAGGGAAUGCUUGCGUCCAAGACUCGCGUCACGCUGACGUUGCUGAUUCCGUUUGAGCUGGCAAGCGAGAUGCUUGUGGUGAAGCCGUCGGUGAAGGCGCUUCUGGUGUUUCUGCGGAAGAAGCUGUCGGACAACGCUCUGGACGGUGUGGCGUUUCAGGAGCUAAUCCCGAUGUACCUGUCCAAGAUCCACUUCAGUCGACUUCAGGUCACGCUUCCCUCGGCCGACGACGCGGAAGUAGUCCACCAGCACCGCGUGCAGCACAUCGUUGGGACCACAAAGCACCAUUUCGGCUGGCAGCACCCGGUCAACCGCUCGUUCCUGAAGGCGAAGAGCGACCUGCCGGAAGGGGAGGAAGUUCUACUCAAGGGGGUUCCUGCGGAGAUUACGCUUCUCAUUCUUUACGAGUUGUUGGUGGUCGCGAAGUGGCAGAAGCGCGGUCAAUUGGCGUUUCUGCAAGGAGCAGGUUUUCAUCGCGUGGCUGAUCCAGUCUCUGGCUUGGACACGGACAAGAUCCGUGGUCUGGUGCUUCCACAUCCCGGCAACAAAUACCAUUGGCGUCAUCUGGUUGAGGAUCCGCUCAGCUACGCGACGUUCCUGGUGCACUUUCCAUCACUAUCCUGCUGCUACUGCCAGGGUCAGCAUAUGGAUAAGUUGCAUAAUGGAUACGUGCGUGAGCAUCGCAACAGCAUCGCCAAGUGGAACUUGUCGCUAGCGGCACUGGGUGCGGCUGGCAUUGCGACUCGUGCGAGCAAGGCGAAGCAUAGUCUGCAGGCGGCGAAGAAGCUGUAUGGGAUUCGGGCGGAGACGGCAAAGGCGAAGUGA
Closterium sp. NIES-65 is the source of this 828-nucleotide messenger RNA. The record is from the annotation of a GenBank genome assembly. NCBI's taxonomy places the organism in Eukaryota, Viridiplantae, Streptophyta, Zygnematophyceae, Desmidiales, Closteriaceae.